AUGGACGAGCAGGUUGACCGCCUGGUCAAUAAGACGUGGGCCAAAUACUGCUCUAUCCCCGACAAUGCUCGCCUCCUCAUCGCCGUCAGUGGCAUUCCCGGCUCUGGGAAGACCGAACUAGCCAGCACAUUGUCCAGACGUAUCAAUCAGAUCCAUUGCUCCGAGAAUCCUUCCUCAAAUACUCCACUCGCCACCUCUCUUCCCAUGGACGGCUACCAUCUCACGCGCGCACAACUCGCCGCAAUGCCCGAUCCCAGCCAUGCCUUUGCCCGCCGAGGCGCCGCUUUCACCUUUGAUGCCCCCAAAUUUCUGAGCCUGGUUCGCGCUCUGCGCGAGCCACUUACACCUACUGCCAAACCCAUCUACGCACCCAGCUUCGACCACGCGGUCAAGGAUCCCGUUGAUGACGAUAUUGCCAUUCCACCCACCACACGGGUGAUAUUCUUCGAGGGGAACUAUCUCAGCUUAAACAAAGAGCCGUGGGAUGAGAUUGCCGGAUUGAUGGAUGAGUUGUGGUUUGUUGAAGUGGACUUUGAAGUUGCCCGGAAGAGGUUGGUUCGAAGACAUGUGAAGGCAGGGAUCGCGGCAGACGAAACGCAGGCGGAUGUGAGGGCCCGGGAAAAUGAUUUGGUGAAUGGACAGGAAAUUGUGGACCAUCGAUUGCCAGUCCAAGAAGUGGUUUCGAGUAUCUUUGAUCCGACCUGGGAGAGACUUUGA
Penicillium oxalicum is the source of this 717-nucleotide messenger RNA. Its product is annotated as kinase-related protein. Gene Ontology annotation, cellular component: cytoplasm. The record is from RefSeq and is a predicted model, not a curated record. Lineage: Eukaryota; Fungi; Ascomycota; Eurotiomycetes; Eurotiales; Aspergillaceae. The transcript is spliced from 2 exons. Bases 1 to 717 code for a protein of 238 amino acids. Gene Ontology annotation, molecular function: kinase activity; ATP binding.